Dissoconium aciculare CBS 342.82 is the source of this 594-nucleotide messenger RNA. RefSeq lists its product as uncharacterized. The record is from RefSeq and is a predicted model, not a curated record. The transcript is spliced from 2 exons. NCBI's taxonomy places the organism in Eukaryota, Fungi, Ascomycota, Dothideomycetes, Mycosphaerellales, Dissoconiaceae. Bases 85 to 561 code for a protein of 158 amino acids.
UUUGUGCAGAUGAACAAUGCUCGUGAUGACAGGCUGGAUCGGUAAGCACCUGCGAGGACAAGAAUAGAAGAAUGGGGGAAAGCGAUGCGAAUUGAGGGGCAAACAGCAGGAAUCGGUCAGGAGAGCGUCGGGAUUCGGUCGGCGAUCGACGGCAGCCAGUUGGAGAGUCAUCAGUCGGUCAGUCCGUCCGGCGCAGGUAGGAUUGGAAAAACGCUGCAAAUAGCAGAGAAUUGUAACCCCACACACCACCAACGCCAUCAAUCGUUCAAGGAAUCAAUCAUCGAACUAAGAGUAUGCGUCCCAUCCCUCCGCCCUCCCGCUCGGCUAGGAACUUGGUCAUUUGAUGCGGUCGGAAGGGCUGAGCGGCCCAAACAUUGUUCCAGCUGGAGCAUGUUUGUGAUAUCAGUGGUGAUCGGUUCGUGUCGCUGCUAUAGAGUAGGGUUGAAUGAUUUCAACGACAAAGCUUGCACAAAUCGAUCAGAUCGGCUGUCACUGUCGUGUUUGGAAAGUAGUCGCCAUGGGUCAUCUUCGCUCGCAGCCAGCCGAAUAGGUAUCAUGUGAAGAAUGCGCCCUUGCGCGAUCGAGACAUGCGUU